This is a messenger RNA of Ficedula albicollis (Collared flycatcher), 2797 nucleotides long. RefSeq names its product PWWP domain containing 2A (gene PWWP2A). The transcript has 3 exons. Lineage: Eukaryota; Metazoa; Chordata; Aves; Passeriformes; Muscicapidae. Bases 82 to 1797 code for a protein of 571 amino acids. Gene Ontology annotation, cellular component: nucleus. Gene Ontology annotation, molecular function: histone binding; chromatin binding. The record is from RefSeq and is a predicted model, not a curated record.
CGGGUCACCCUGGACCACAUCAUCGAGGACGCCCUGGUGGUCUCGUUCCGGCUGGGAGAGAAGCUUUUUUCCGGGGUCCUCAUGGACCUCUCGAAAAGGUUUGGCCCCCAUGGGAUCCCUGUGACCAUAUUUCCUAAAAGGGAGUACAAGGACAAACCUGAAGCCAUGCAGCUCCAAAGCAAAGCAUUCCAAGAGGAGGCGCAGGUGAAGUGCGAGGCCGAUGCUGCAGUCCCUGAUGACUCCUCCCUCACGCAGCCAUCAGAGCCCAGCAUAGCCAAAAGCCUUUGGACUUCUAAACCACCUCCUCUGUUCCACGAGGGAGCCCCGUACCCUCCUCCUUUGUUUAUCAGGGACACCUAUAACCAGUCAAUACCUCAGCCUCCACCCCGGAAAAUCAAGCGGCCCAAGCGGAAAAUGUACAGGGAGGAACCCACUUCCAUCAUGAACGCCAUCAAACUACGGCCCCGGCAGGUGCUGUGCGACAAGUGCAAAAACAGCGUGGUGGCAGAGAAAAAGGAGAUCAAGAAAGGUGGCAAUGCAAGUGACUCUUCCAAAUAUGAGGAUAGUAAAAAGAGAAGAAACGAGAGCGUGACUACUGUGAAUAAAAAACUUAAGACUGACCAUAAGGUGGAUGGAAAAAGCCAAAACGAAAGCCAGAAAAGGAACGCUGUGGUCAAGGUUUCAAAUAUUGCCCACAGCAGAAGCAGAGUAGUUAAAGUUUCCGCACAAGCAAAUACUUCAAAAGCGCAGUUAAACACAAAAAAAGUUCUCCAGAGCAAAAACAUGGAUCAUGCAAAAGCUCGGGAAGUUUUGAAAAUGGCCAAAGAAAAGGCACAAAAGAAGCAGAGUGCAACCUCCUCUUCCAAAAAUGCACAUUCGAAGGUCCACUUCACGCGGCGUCUCCAGAACACCAGCUCAGGGUCCCUCCCGCCCCGAUUGCGCCUCAAGCCCCAGCGGUACCGCAACGAGGAGAAUGACUCUUCCCUCAAGACAGGACUUGAGAAAAUUCGGAGUGGCAAGAUGGCAACUAAGCCCCAGUCUCGCUGCUCCUCCACCCGCUCAGCAGGUGAGGCCCCUUCAGAAAGCCAGAGCCCCUCAGAAGGCCCCGAAGAGGCCAGCAGUGAGGUUCAGGACACGAGUGAAGUGCAUGUAACUGUUGAGCAGGAUGAACAGCAGACACUGGGCAAGAGAGGCAGCAAAAGCAAUAUAACGGUUUACAUGACCCUUAAUCAAAAGAAAUCUGACUCUUCCAGUGCAUCAGUUUGUAGUAGUGAUAGCACAGAUGAUUUGAAAUCCACCAACUCUGAGUGUAGCUCUACUGAAAGCUUUGAUUUUCCUCCAGGCAGCAUGCAUGCACCUUCCUCCUCCUCUUCCUCCUCCUCCUCCUCCUCCUCUUCGAAGGAAGAGAAAAAGCUCAGUAAUUCCUUGAAAACAGAAGUCUUUUCCAAAAACGUCUCUAAAUGUGUCACACCAGAUGGCAGGACCGUAUGUGUAGGGGACAUUGUUUGGGCCAAGAUUUAUGGCUUCCCUUGGUGGCCGGCCCGUAUCCUUACCAUAACCGUGAGCCGCAAGGAUAGCGGGCUGCUGGUGCGCCAGGAGGCUCGUAUCUCAUGGUUUGGCUCCACCACCACGUCUUUCCUUGCUCUUGCACAGCUCUCCCCCUUUUUAGAAAGCUUCCAGGUGCGCUUUAAUAAGAAGAGAAAGGGUCUGUACCGCAAGGCCGUCACUGAGGCAGCCAAGGCUGCCAAGCAGCUCACGCCCGAGGUGCGGGCCCUGCUGACGCAGUUUGAGACGUGAACGUGGAGAGUAAGCUCAGAGACACUAAUGACCCGCUGUUUUUAUGGAACCUCACUACACUGCCACGAAGAGCACCAGCUCAUCAGGACUGAGAGAAAUCUGAGACUGACUUGUCCUAUUUUUCCUCUGAAAUCUUCACCAAGUAGUAAACAUUUUUUUGAAGGGGACAGGGGGUAAAAGAUGUUAAAGUUCCCCCUCGCACCAUUAGGGCGCCUGUACCUAAUGUACAUUUUCCUUAAAAUUUCAAAAGAUGUUAGGAAAUAUUUUAUAAAACUUUUUUGCAAUAAAUGACGCAUGAAAUUACGAAAGACUCUAUGACACUUACAUGCAAGGAACCACUUGAAUUAUUAGGAUGAAGACUCACUGCAGAUAACUGGGGUUUUUGUAAUGUGACAGUCACGUUUGUAUGUUUUGAGAGGUGCCAGUGACGGAGCCAAUUUGCCUGGGAAGUUGACUGUAACUUUUUGAACUUUUCUUUUAAUUCUUGACUUUAGCAUUGCAAUUUUCCAUUCUCUGAGGCUUAGUUAGUAUUUAGUGCAGGUGUUAGCAGAGCUGUGAUCUGUGAUCAAAGCAUGUCCAAACCCAGUUGUAUUGUGAAAUAUGAACAGUCCUGCUAUUGAGACCAACAUUUCCCAUAGAGGUGAUGGAAAGGACAGUGACCACAAACUCCAUGGAUCUCUGUUUUAUGGGAAAGCUCCUUCUGUGUGAAUAUGGUUGCAUUUUAUUUAUGCUAUUGUAACACUUAGGGAAUUGAGGGUUGUGAAAUGAGCUUGAGAGGGGCUCCAAGGCAGAGAGCAGCGUUUUGCUUCUAAUCCUAUAACAGGAUGGGAAUCAUGAAUGGAGAGUGAUUCAAUGGGAUGGCAUUUCUAUUUCAAAUCAUGGGUUAUUUUUUUCCUUUUAAGUAUUUUUCAGAUAGGUAACUAGUAGAGAGCAAAGGUUUUAUUAGAGUUUCUGAUGGUUGUUGAUCUGAGUUGCGUUGACUUCUUUGAAAAGCUGUAAA